Molecule: messenger RNA, 3108 nt
Organism: Lycium barbarum (goji berry)
Lineage: Eukaryota; Viridiplantae; Streptophyta; Magnoliopsida; Solanales; Solanaceae
Exons: 2
Coding region: 1-3108 (1035 amino acids)
Molecular function (GO): nucleic acid binding; zinc ion binding
Source: RefSeq, a predicted model, not a curated record
AUGGCUAAUAAUAUACUAGCAAGAAGAGGACGUUGGGUUCAAGAAGAUGACGGAAGAGCAGCGGAUCGUGACAUGGAGAUGGAAGAGAUGAGAAGGACCAUACAACAAUUACAAACACAACUUCGACGUUACCAAAGGCAAGAACGACGAAGGAUUCCUAAGGAUGAUAACGAAGGGUCUGAUAUUAAUCCCUUUCAUGAUGUUGAUGAAGAUGACUCUAGCGAUAAUUCUGAUUUUGCUAGGAGACGACAAGAUGAUGAAUUUGAUCAUCCAAAAAGAAGGAGGACUCAUAUAAGGGAGAAAAGAGAUGAUGUGAAGGUUGAUGUUCCUGAUUUUGAUGGAAAAGCCCAAGGGGAUGCGUUUAUGGAUUGGUUACUCACUGUUGAACGAAUCUUUGAGUUCAAGGACUACUCUGAGGAGAAAAAGGUGAAGAUUGCUGCCAUCAAGCUUAAAGGAUAUGCAUCACUUUGGUGGGAGAAUCUUAAACGAGAAAGAGAAAGAGAAGGUCGUGGAAAGAUUCGAACGUGGGAGAAGAUGAAAAGAGAACUGCGUAGACGUUUUAUUCCUGAUACAUACAAGCAAGAAAACUAUCUGAAGUUUUAUAAUCUUCGUCAAGGAGACCUAACCGUGGAAAACUAUACUCGGGAGUUUGAAUAUCUCAUGAUUAAGUGUGAUACUCGAGAACAUGAGGAGCAAACUAUAGCAAGGUACAUUGGUGGGUUGCGGCUUUCCAUCGCAGAUGCUAUUCGACUGCAACCUUAUUGGACAUUUAAUGAUGUGCGAAAACUUGCUAUCAAUGUUGAACAGCAACAAAAGGAGCCGAAAAGAUCUUACCCCAAGAAGAACUAUUCUAACCAGGGGAAUAAUAAUAUUGGUGCUGGGAAUUCCAAGGCAAUUCAUAGAGGUAAUUCUUCUAAUUCAACUAAUGCUAAGAGUGAUGAGAAGAAACCUCAAGGGGAUUCAACUAGGAGAAAGUGUUUUAAGUGCCACGGUUUUGGCCAUCUACAAGCUGAUUGUCCCAAUCGAAAGCCUAUUAUGAUAGUUGAGGAAGAAGAUGGGGCUGAUCAUGAAGACAACCAAGAAUCUGAUCAAGUUGAUGAGGAACGUGAGGAUGCCGAAAUUGAAGCCGAUGAAGGUGCUUGUUUAGUUAUUCAGAGAAGCUUACAUGCUGGACAUAAAGAUGAAGAGUCAUGUCAAAGAGAAACACUUUUCCACACUAGGUGUACUUCACAUGGCAAGGUAUGUUCUGUGAUUAUUGAUGGUGGAAGUUGCACUAAUGCUGUUUCGGAAGAGAUGGUGACUAAAUUGGGUUUGAAGACUGAGAAACAUCCCAAGCCUUGCAACAUUAAGUGGUUACAAGAUGGUGGAGGUAUGAAGAUCACAAAAAGAUGUUUGGUCUCUUUUUCAAUCGGUAAAAUCUAUAAAGACCAGAUUUGGUGUGAUGUAAUGAGUAUGGAUGCUUGCCACUUAUUACUUGGCAGACCAUGGCAAUAUGAUAGGCGUGCUCAUCAUGAUGGAUACCUUAACACCUAUUCAUUUAUUGUUGAUGGACGUAAGAUAACUUUGAAACCAUUGCACCCAAGAGAGCUUAAUAAGAAGACCAAACCCAUGGGUGAUGAUGCCUUAUUGACCAGAUCACAAGUUGUUGGCCACAUUAAUAAAGGAGAGCCAUUGUAUAUUGCAAUAGCUAUAGAAGACUCACAAGAGGAGGAGAAAGAGUUAGAUGCACGAGCCAAAAAGCUACUUACUAAGUUUGAUGAUGUGAUCUCUGAGGAUGUCCCAUUAGAACUUCCACCUAUGCGUGAUAUUCAACAUCAAAUUGACCUUAUACCUGGGGCUUCUUUGCCGAACAAAGCUGCUUAUAGGAUGAAUCCUACACAACAAGCUGAACUCCAAAGGCAAGUUGAAGAGUUACUAGAGAGGGGCUUAAUAAGAGAGAGCCUUAGCCCUUGUGCUGUACCCGCUUUGCUUGUUCCUAAGAAAAAUGGAACCUGGAGGAUGUGUGUUGAUAGCCGGGCAAUCAACAAAAUCACCAUCAAGUAUCGCUUUCCAAUCCCUAGGUUAGACGAUCUAUUUGAUCAAUUGCAUGGUGCUAAAAUCUUUUCCAAGAUUGAUUUGAAGAGUGGAUAUCACCAGAUUCGUAUGAGAGAAGGUGAUGAAUGGAAGACUGCCUUCAAGACUACCCAAGGCUUGUAUGAAUGGUUGGUAAUGCCUUUUGGUUUGUCUAAUGCUCCGAGCACAUUCAUGAGACUUAUGACUCAUGUGUUUAGACCAUUCAUGGGGAAGUUUGUUGUUGUUUACUUUGAUGAUAUCUUAGUUUUUAGCAAGGAGGAAUUUGAACAUGAGAAACAUUUGGAGAAGGUUUUUGAAACCUUAAGAAGGGAGAAGUUGUAUGCACAACUCAAGAAGUGCAUCUUUUAUGCUGAUAACGUUUGCUUCCUUGGUUACAUAGUAACUAGUGCUGGUAUUCAAGCUGAUCCAAGCAAAAUAGAGGCAAUCUUAAGUUGGCCAACUCCUAGGUCAAUUUCAGACAUAAGGAGUUUUCAUGGAAUGGUGUCCUUCUAUAGACGGUUUAUUAAAGAUUUCAGCACGUUGGUUGCUCCUAUAACUGAGUGUUUGAAGGGAGGCAUAUUCAAGUGGAAUGAAGCUGCCCAAAAGAGUUUUGAAUUGAUCAAGAAUAAGAUGACACAAGCUCCUAUCCUUCAGUUACCAAACUUUAAUGAUCUAUUUGAAGUAGAAUGUGAUGCUUCAGGUGUUGGCAUUGGAGGAGUCCUUAGUCAAGAAGGUAAACCCAUUGCAUACUUUAGUGAGAAGUUGGGUGGACCUAAGCUUAGGUAUUCCACAUAUGAGAAAGAGUUUUAUGCUAUUGUUCGAGUUUUGCAACAUUGGAGUCAUUACUUGCUGCCCAGAGAGUUUGUUCUAUAUUCUGAUCAUGAGGCGCUAAAGUAUCUUAAUCAUCAACAAAAACUCAACGCGAGGCAUGCAAAAUGGAAAAACCCCCAGACCAGAUGUUUAGAAUCAAACAAGUAUCAACAGUCUGCUUUCUCUGCUUCUGCUGGGGAAUCAUUCGGCGGGUUAUAUCAACAGAAGAAAAGAAGAGAUUUCUAG